AUGCGCUGUGUUAAAAUCUACUUGUGCUCUAACCCAGAUGACUCUGUGGUUGAGAGGAGAGCACUGAGGGACAGAGUGUUUCCCAGACUCAGGGAAUACUGCAGACAGAAGUAUGGAGUGGACUUCACAGUCACUGACCCAUAUGAAGGGAUGAGGCCACAUCAUUGGCCAUCUCACCAGGAGAGAUCACAGCUGCUGCAGGAGUGCAGGGAGAGUUCAGCAGGACCUUUCUUUGUGGGUCUGGUGGGAGAGCACUAUGGUGCUGCAUGUUUACCCGAACAGGUGGAGGUUUCUGAGUUCCAGCAGAUUCUACAGGUGUGUCGCCAGAUGCAACUUAGCACAGAAGUCUUGGAGAGAUGUUACCGCAGAGACGAGAACACAGUACCUGCAUCAUACUGUCUGCUGAAGCCUGCUGACUACGUCACACUGAAUAACAGUAAGGGUGAAGAGAGGGCAGAAGUGCACUGGCAUGAGACAGUUCAAGAGGCAACAGAGACUGUUUGUGGUGUCGUGAUGCAGUGUGUCCGGGAAGGCAACCUCACCUCUGUGGAGGCCCAAAAGUACCUAAGAUCAGGUCUUGAUAAAGAGCUGCAUCUUGCGUUGGGAGGGUCUUCCAGCUCUGAUCUCUCAAGAUGUCUCUGCUACGUUCACAGAAUCAUCACUACUAAGAGAAGCCAGAGAAAGGUGCAAAAUGAGGCUCGCUCAGAUUUACAAGAGCAGUCCAAAAAGUUACUGACAGAGUUGCGUGAUCACUUCUUGCCUGGCCUGGUCACUUCCUCUCAUCCCCUGGUAUACACAACCAUGACAGAGUGUGACCAGUGGAGGGGUUACACCACAGACAUGAGACAGCACUAUACUGAAGCUCUUUGUCAGCAGCUGCACUCUGACCUUCGGUGCCUGAUUGACAGUACAGUUACUAGGAUAACAAAUCAUGCUAAUGACUCAUUCACACAACACAGAGACUUGUCCGCCACCUAUUCUCGUCUGUAUAGAAUUGAACGUGCAGAAGUAGAGUGUGUCAAAGCUUACCUGGAGCAGACAGACACAAGGCAACCCUUGGUUCUCAUUAGUGGACCAUGCUCAGGAAAAAGUGUGCUCCUGGCUCAUUGUGCAAGUCAGGUGAGAGCAUGGCUGAAGGACACAAAGCUUUUCGUAAUCCCACAUUUUGCGAAUCUGAACAUUUCCCUCAAAGAUUUUAUCAGGAACCUCUAUUACCAAGUUGUCUUACUCUGCACUCAGACAUGCAAUAGGUGUUCUCACAACAACUCUCCACUGAGAGAGGGCCUUUCCAACCUUUUAGUGUCUGUUUCUUCAUUUAAACAUCCACUCAUCCUCUUCAUAGAUGGGCUUGACCAAUUGCCUAACACCGAUAGACCUCUGGAUAUGACAUGGCUUCCUGAGUCCCUACCACCCACUCUAAAGAUUGUCAUCUCCACCUCACCGAGUAAAUCUGGUGUCCUCCUGGCACUCAAAAAACAAUACCCAGAACAUCACUAUUUUGUGGAGAUGAGACCAAUAGAGAGUAAGAGCUGUAUCCAAAUGCUCACCACUCUCCUAGAAACCUCCCAGAGAAAGAUCACUUCAGGUCAGCAGAUGUAUGUGAAUCAGACCUUUCAAAAGUGUUCCCUUCCUCUCUGUGUGGAUCUCUUACAUUUACAGGUAUGUGUCUGGACCUCAGAAUCGGAGGUCACUGAGAACACACUGGCCCAAGGAGUCCAUGCCAACAUUUGUGGACUCUUGGAUCACCUGGAAGAAAUUCAUGGAAAAGCAUUGGUCACCAGAACUAUGGGUUACUUGACUUUGUCCAGAUAUGGGAUGACUGCAGCUGAGUUGACAGAUGUUCUCUCCUGUGAUGAUGAGGUACUAGCCAGGUUUCUCUCAUCAGAGAGCCCUGCACCAAGCAGUUUAAGGGUCCCAGAGGUUGUGGUAGAGAGGCUCCUGCUGGACCUGAAAAAAUUCCUAAUAAUGAGAAAAAUUUUUGGCUUUCAGUCAUUGUUCUGGGUCAGCAGACACUUCCCAUUAGUCAUACGUAAGAGGUACCUCUGGUCCAUCGAACUGAUUAAAGAAAUGCACCAUGCACUAGCAGACUAUUUCAGUGGGUGCUGGACAUGUGGUAAAGCUAAAUCACUGUUCAUCUGUGACACAGAAACUCCUGACACAGAAACACACAAAACUUCAGACAGCCCAGAUGUAAUUCCAUCAAAGAUUUACAUUGACAGGCUAUCUCCCAGUCAGCCUUGGAUAUUUCACUAUAAGAGUCCUGUUUCCAUGUACAGUCCCGUGCCUGACAGUGCCCAAGGAAAUCUCAGAAAAGUCCUUGAACUCCCAUUCCACCUGAGAGAGGCUGACAGAUUAGAGGAACUUGGUCGUGAAGUUAUGAUGUCAUAUGUGUAUCAUCUGGCCAUGUUGGAGAAUAAGCUCUUAGAAGAGCUAGUGGCUUGGUUGAAAGAGACAUCCCACUUUGUUUUUUCUAGAGAACUGCUGUUUCUUUGUGCAAUCCUUGAAAAUUCAGCCUGCUUGCUGAAUGACUAUCCUGAUGCCCUUACAUUGGUGAUGCAGGCAAAGCUUAUUCCCUUUCUUCAGGUUUUUCCUGAGCUGAAGGAAUAUACCAAUCAAGUGCUUAGUGACAGAAGAAAUACAGUGAAUGCUGUGGUUUGUCCAGCACCCGCUGUGCCUUCCACAUUCUGGGCACUGCCAGAGGCUAGGAGAUCUCCAAUUACACAUGCAGCUGAAGCUCAUGGGACCAUUGCUGUGAUUCUGAGUGAUGGUUCAGUCUGGGCCUGGAAUGGAUGUGACUCUGAGGGCUUUAAACUCCCUCAGUCUCCUGAAAUACAAAGUACAAGCAUUAGUGGCUCUGGUAAUUUAUUCCUGAUGUCCACUCAGAACCACAAACUCUUGUUAUGGGACAUAAAUGUGCAAUCAAACUGUGAGGACAUUCAGUUCCAUAGGUCAAGAGAACUUCAAUGCACCACGUAUGCUGUUGAGGGUGUUCUGGUGUCCAAUGACAAGCUGUUUGUGUGGUGGAAGGGAAGAAAUCACGUCAGUGUGUUUGACAGGCGAAGGAAAGUGGAAAUUACUCAACUACAGUGCUUCCAAGACAUAACAUGUGUGUCAUGCUCCUCAGAUGGUCAGUACGUUUAUUGUGGACAAGGUAAAAGCACUGUCAGCAUAUUUGAACCUUGUGGUCACAACAUUGCCACUUUCACCUGCUCAACAGGAGCACCCAUAAUUAAUGUGACUCUCUGUGAGGGUGAGGAAAACAUGACUUGUGUUGACAGCACGGGGAGUGUGUUUGUCUGGGAUGUUGAAAUCGUCACUGAGCCUAAACUUGUGAAGGACUUUUCCAGCCAGGGACAGGUGUUAACCACAGACCUCUCUAAGGAAAACAACAUUCUGCUUAUCUGCAAGAAGCAAGAAGUCCUGCUCUGGGACACAUGCAUGGCGGAUGUAGGAGAUCAGUUCAAAGCACCUAAGGGGAAGACAUUUAUUCAAGCUGUGUUGGAUCGAUCCUCUCACUUCAUCCUUGCUUUACUGGAUGAGUGUCCUGUGAUACUGGUGUGGAAAUGGUCCACAGGACAAUGUGUUUUGAGUCUUGAUGCUGGGAACACCAGAAUCACCAGACUCCUAAAACUUGGUACCACGCAUCUAGCAGCUGUCACACCUACCAAGGUCAUUCUUUGGGACAAGGAUCUCAUCACAGAGGCUGCAACAAGUCCAAAAUCUGGAGUAAAGGUGACAAAGGUUGUGGUGGAGUCCAAUGGGGAACAUUUCUACACAACAGACAACACAGAACUAGUGUGUAAAUGGGGAAGACUAAGUGGCAACAUGGAAGGCCAGUUUCAGCAUCUUGGGCCUAUAGAUACCAUGGCCCUGUCUCCAGAUAGUGAACACCUGGUCACCAUUGCCUCAGGGGACAUCUAUGUCUGGAAGACUGACACAGGCAAAAAUCUUCACAGAAUCUGUGACAGCCAAGCAUACCAUAUUUUGAUUACACCAAAGAGCAACUUUGCAGUGUCUCUAUCACAGAGAGGCCCCUCCAGGGUUUGGAAAUUAGGGAAUGGGCAUGUAGUGUGCAGUAUCCACUAUUACCUCUGUAAUCCUGUCAUCUCACCAGAAAGUACCUUUCUCUUGGGCUUGCACUCUGGAGACCUACUUGCUGUUAGUCUUUGGUCUGGGUUUGUCAGCAAACGGUUCUCUUGUUAUAACAGGUCAAAAGUCCUUGCCUUCCAUCCUCUGGUAAACAGCCCAGAUUACAUUUUAGUGAUCACCAAAACAGGGCUUUUGUACUCAUGGAAACUGACAGAUGAGACUAUCUGCCAGCAGUUCCAAAUGCCCAAGUUCCUGCUGUGUCAACCAGAGGUCUUCCAGGUCUCUUCUGAUGGAAGUUACGCCAUUCUGUCAAUCAAAGGAACUAUACUAAGUAUCUUGGAUGUUACUCAUGGGAAGCUGUGUUCAUUGAAAACUGAAGGCUGUGUACUGCAAGCAUACCUUGACCAUUCUGGUCAGUAUGCACUUUGCAUUUGCAAUGCCUCUGUAGAGAACCUGGGCUGCCCCUGUGAUCUCCAUGCCAAACCAGUGUUGAUUGCUGUGCGAGUUUCAGAUGGCAAGAAAAUCGGCAGGUUCUACCUGUGUAAACACCCAACUGUGAUGUGUCUGUCUGAAGAUCUCUGUGUGUAUGUAGGGUUUGAAGAUGGCUCUGUUGGCAUUUACUCUGUUGAUGCAGAGAAGAAUAGCAUCAAUGCCAAGGAUCACCAGAACAAUGUAGACACAGCAAUGUUAUGUAAAUUUGCCAAACCCCUGAAAUGGCCACCCUUACCAGAGCCCAACAUCACAUGGAUGGACCUGUAA
Messenger RNA from Chanos chanos (milkfish), 4848 nucleotides. RefSeq names its product NACHT and WD repeat domain-containing protein 2. Gene Ontology annotation, molecular function: protein binding. The record is from RefSeq and is a predicted model, not a curated record. The coding region runs from base 1 to 4848 and encodes 1615 amino acids. The transcript has 7 exons. Lineage: Eukaryota; Metazoa; Chordata; Actinopteri; Gonorynchiformes; Chanidae.